This is a messenger RNA of Peniophora sp. CBMAI 1063, 489 nucleotides long. NCBI's taxonomy places the organism in Eukaryota, Fungi, Basidiomycota, Agaricomycetes, Russulales, Peniophoraceae. The record is from the annotation of a GenBank genome assembly.
AUGCCCACAAAACUCAGCGUGCGCGACAUGCAUGGCCUCGGAUUCGCGCUCAAGGAAGCGCAGAACUCAUACGACGAAGGAGGAAUCCCUAUUGGAUCUGCGCUACUUUCAUCGAAAGGGGAACUGCUCGGCAAGGGCCACAACAUGCGUGUUCAACGCGAAUCACCCACCCUUCACGCUGAGAUCGCCGCGUUAGAGAACGCAGGACGGCUUUCCGCGGAUGUGUAUAGAGAUGCCACUAUCUACACCACACUGAGUCCUUGUGACAUGUGCACCGGCGCGAUCCUACUCUAUCGUAUACCUCGGGUGGUAAUCGGAGAGAACUCGACCUUCAUGGGCGGCGAAGAGUUACUACGUGCGCGUGGAGUUGAGGUCAUCGUCGCGGAAGACAAAGCGUGUCAGGAUCUAAUGGAGAAGUUCGUCAAAGAGCGGCCGGCAAUUUGGUUCGAGGACAUCGGCGAGGUAGAAGGGUCUUCGGUCGCGAGUUAA